Saitoella complicata NRRL Y-17804 is the source of this 1440-nucleotide messenger RNA. RefSeq lists its product as uncharacterized. NCBI's taxonomy places the organism in Eukaryota, Fungi, Ascomycota, Saitoellomycetes, Saitoellales, Saitoellaceae. The transcript has a single exon. The record is from RefSeq and is a predicted model, not a curated record. Bases 168 to 1406 code for a protein of 412 amino acids.
UGUGCUCGAGAUAUAAAUUCGAGGGCGGUCUGCACGGACUUCUUGAUUCACGAUCGAGUACUGAUCAGUCCCAAAGUUCUUUUUAGAGGUAACCGCCCGAUUGAUCGAACAGACGGACAAUUGGAUUCCGAGAGCUGGCCACAAACAUUUGAAGAAAAUUCACAACAAUGUUUCCUUUCUGUAAUGAGGAAAUCCGUCGUGGUCUCAAUGAUGUUAUCGACAAGGUUUUCAUGACGCCUCCGGCUACCAGACCUACCACAGCUCUCUCGCCCAGUGCAUUUGGGAUUGACGUUCAAUUCCAUCCAUACCGCCGCCGUCAAGUUUCCACUGGAGUCGGGCCAUCAGCAGCGUGUGAACGACCGAUCACGCCACCGUGGACGAGGCCGCAGAAGAGGGCGAAGGGUACUUCGACGAGAUUUGUGCCCCAUGAGGAAAUCCAUCAACCAGGACUACUAUCUCCCAGCAGACACUCCCAAACCGCAUCGAUCAAACCAUACUCGAGACUCGAACUCGAAAUCAUGGACCUAGGAAUUACGCCCGCACACACCCCGUGUCCCAACACGAGCCGCCCGUCAACUCCCUCGACCAGUCUCUCCACGCGCUACGACACCAUUUUCGAGCCUCGACCAGCAACUCCUUAUGUUGUUAAUCCCCUCUCUGUCCUCGCCUCCGUCGCCGACGCUGAACGUUUUCGUACAGAGAAGGACAUCAUCAACGAUUUCCCCGUCAAGAGGGACGAUGAUGUCGAGGGGGCUGAAGAUGUACUCAUGGAAGGGAUCAUGUACUCUAGCUCGCCUUUGACUUUCCUGUCCGACGAGCUCGAAGGAUUGGUGGAGCCGGUCAUGAUUAGGAGGAUUGAGGCACCGAAAAUGAGGAGGUCACUAUACUUUGAAUGUCAGCCCGAUGAGCAAAAAGGGAAGGUCAGGCUAAAUACUCCGCAACCUGAAGAUAUUGACCACGGAUACGUGGCUGUGGAGGGCGAGUCCCACUGUGCGUUUCCCUGGUUGAGUAGUCCGCCUGCAGCACCAUGGGAGAGAAGGGAGGAUGUACCGAUCUCCCCGGCCACCUCACACAAGACCUCGAACCACGCAGCUGACUUCCAGAUUUAUGAAGAUCGGGAGGAGUACGAAGGAGGAUUCACGGAGUACGAAGGUUGUGGAGGAGGGGAGACAUGUAUUUUCAACAACGAGAACUGUGCAAUCCAUCUCCCUUCCCACGACUUCCGCGCGGCGUCUUCCUCACCUUGUCCUGUUCGCGAGGAAGAUGGUGGUAGCGAGGACGAUGAAAGAGGAGAGGAGGAUGUGAUGGGGGAAGGUGGUGUCUGUGAUGUUUGUGGGUGGGAGUUGGGUGUAUGGAAGCCUGAGCCGAGGAAGUCGGUUGAGACGUGCUGUUCGAGGGGGUGGUAAAACCUGAGCGAAGAAAUGCGAUGAGAGGAGACCG